Molecule: messenger RNA, 845 nt
Organism: Nicotiana tabacum (common tobacco)
Lineage: Eukaryota; Viridiplantae; Streptophyta; Magnoliopsida; Solanales; Solanaceae
Source: RefSeq, a predicted model, not a curated record
CCUGGGCAUUCUACAACCUCUUCUAGAGCUUCUCUCUUCUAACCAGGCAGGCAGAAUUAACACCCGGUUUAUUGCAAAUUCAGUAUCACCAAUAUCAAAUAAGCUCCGCCGUCUGUCAAUUCCCAGCUUCCACCUUUUGGCUCCUUGCGCUUCUUCAUCUCAUCUUUGCACUUUUGUGAAUUUUCCCGUUUGGAUCGUUGUUUCUUGUGAAAAGAGAAGUUGAACUGCCGCGACCGAUGGAUUCUAAAGAACCAAACAAGUACUCAUACGCAGAAAAAAAGAAGGCUGCAAUGCAGCUUAAACGGCGUGAUACGCAGAGCCAAAUAUCUGCUCGUAGAAGGGAAGCGAUGUUGCUGUCGCGACGUAUGAGAAGACAAAAUUUUGCAAAGCACAACCUUCUUGAAAGUCCGAUUGUUGCUGUCCUAGAGCAGGCAACAUCAUCUUGGGACAAAGCAGAAUUUCUAAAACAAACUACUCUUACCAUACGAGAACCUCCUUCCCUUGCGGAAAAAGCUACCAGCCAUCAAGCUUGCGUGAGUACAUCGCGGGAUAAUUUAGAAAAAGGAAAGGGUAUAUUGGAUCCCCCUAUCAUUCGUGAAACAGCUGUCAGUCUUCAAAGUUGCACGACUAGAGUCAUGGAUAAUCCAGAAAAAGGAAAGCGUAUAUUGGAUCCCCCUAUUAUUGUAAACCUGCCUUUACAUUGUAUUUUUUUUAGAAUGACAUUGUUUGUACAUUAUUAUAAUUUGUGACUAUUUGUAUUUUAUGGUCCGCAUCGGAUACAUCUAACCUGCCUCCUGUUUCGUUGAACGCUGUUCCAAUCAAAGGUUUGCACAAACUUUUUAUUA